Messenger RNA from Argiope bruennichi, 3168 nucleotides. RefSeq names its product alpha-2Da adrenergic receptor-like. Gene Ontology annotation, cellular component: membrane. The coding region runs from base 1332 to 3074 and encodes 580 amino acids. Lineage: Eukaryota; Metazoa; Arthropoda; Arachnida; Araneae; Araneidae. The transcript is spliced from 5 exons. Gene Ontology annotation, molecular function: G protein-coupled amine receptor activity. Gene Ontology annotation, biological process: adenylate cyclase-activating adrenergic receptor signaling pathway. The record is from RefSeq and is a predicted model, not a curated record.
GGUAACACCCCCCAAGGCUCUCUCUCUCUUCCAUCCAACUUCCCCAAAGAGGGAACUUUUCUUCUCACUGCCUCGAACACUGUUUCGGAGAUUAUCGACUCAGUGGUUGCGUUGAGUCGAUUCUUUGAAUUUGAUUAAAUUUUGUAUUUGAUUUAUUGAAUCAAAAUCAAACUAUAAAUAAUUACCGUAUUCGUUUCUAAAGUGAGAUUAUUAUUAUUUUAAAAUCUAACUUGUAAAAAAAUUUCAUGAAGUCGUCUCUGGACAAGUUUGGAAGCCAGAAAUGUUUCAGAAGAAGUUAAGGAUAUCUUAUUCCAUUCAUUUUUAAAGACAAAGUUUGACUGAAUGAAUAAGGAAAUCGGUUUCAACAAUUUGUUUUGAUUUUGAAAAUUCAGAGUAGGUGUGCUUAGAUGAUAAAAUGGCUAAAUAAUUUUAUAAACAUGGAGAAAACUGUUGCACGGAGCAGAAAGCUACUCGUGUGCAUAGCUUAGUCUGAAAACUUUCUGAGUAACGGCUGAAGUAACUAAUGAUACAUCGAAUUGAAUAAAUAGGGAUUUCGGAUGAAUUGGUGGUUUCGAUAAUGUGUGAAAAAGUAUAAAUGUUUUGAAUUUUCUUUUAUUUCUCGAUAUAUUUUCUCUUGAACUGUGCAGAAUAAUUCAUUUCACUAACUUUGUGUUCAAAAUAAGCAAAAUACUGCCAAUUUCAGGACUAAAGAAAGAACUAAUCAGUUACCACGUCAUAUUCAAGAUAUUUUCCUAAAGAUAACAACUUUUCAAGAGAAGGGUGUGCAUUUUAAAGAAAUCUGUCGGGGUGAGAUCCGGUGAGGAUGGAGAGAAAUGUGUUCUACCUUUUAGUCCCAACUGCUUGCCCAUAGAAUUUCAUCAAGAUAGGCCAAGAUUAAGUUCCCCCGAUCAGCUUUGUAUCCAAUGGUCACCGGGACGCCAUCUGAAGUUGAAUCGCAGAAUUGUUCAAAGUAUAAAGAUACUGAAAAUCGGAGCAAGAAGGUAUUAAAUUGACUUCUUUACGAAAAUGAUACCCGUUUCCUAUUUCAACUAAACAUUGAAGGUUUCAAAGGGUGAAAAACUCGUCGAUUUCAUGGAAAACAAUAUGCGUAGUAUGGUGGAAAAGAGGAAUUGUUCCCCCCAGACCAGAGGCCACUGCAAUUAUAGACACCUGAAGCGAAAGACUAUGCUCUACGAGUACCUGGCUUACAAGCGGAGAUAAGAACGAAUUCCUCCCACACCUUUUUCGUUAUCUAUGCUAACUUGUGGCGGCAAGGAAUGAUUCAUAAAAAUCCUCCCGGUUGAGUUUUCCUUAGACAAAUCCAGCCAAUAAUGGAAGACACGAACAGUAACGUUAGCAGCGGCGAUUCACUUUUGAUGAGCGGAAACGGCAGUUACAGUGCUUUUUCCAUCGAUUACGAACUCUUCCGCCAGGCCCUCAAUGGUUCGAGCGAGAACAGGACUGAUCAGAACUAUUCGUUCCCAUGGCAGAACGGAGACCGAUCUGUGGACGACUACUCCGCGGAGUGGGACGGGUCGGUGUAUCCCAGCGGUUACUCCCACCUGGGGAUCAUUCUGACGUCAUUCUUCGUGACGGUGAUCAUGAUCCUGAUCGUGGUGGGGAACAUGCUGGUUUGCAUCGCAAUCGCCACCGAGAAGGCGCUCAAGACGGUCCAGAACUGGUUCAUUGCCUCUCUGGCAGUGUCAGACUUCCUGGUUGGUCUGAUCAUCAUGCCGUUCUCGCUGGCCAAGGAAGUGAUGGGCUACUGGAUCUUCGGGCGCAUCUGGUGCGAAAUCCACUCAGCUCUGGAUGUCUUCCUGUGCACGGCCUCCAUCAAUAGCCUCUGCCUUAUCAGCCUGGACCGGUACUGGUCGGUCACGCACGCUGUUGAGUACCUCAGGAAGAGGACUCCUCGGCGGUCCCUGGCUAUGAUCUGCGGGGUCUGGGUGCUGUCUGCCAUUAUAUCCCUGCCACCUCUGGUUGGCUGGAAGAAACCGGAGAAGCCCUCCAACUACCCGGAGUGCUUGCUGAGCGACGACGUAGGAUACGUGUUGUAUUCGGCCUUCGGUUCCUUCUAUGUUCCCGCCUUCGUCAUGGUGUUCGUUUAUUGCAGGAUCUUCGUGGCAGCACGCUCCAGAGCACGCAGACACCUGAAAAAGAAACAGAAAGCGGCGUCAGUGGCGACAGAACUCACCAAUGACCCGAUCAAGGAUAAAUCCACGACAACGACCACGUGCACGAGCUUCAGCAAUGCCAGUCCUCCGGACAGAUCCAAGGACUUUGAGGCUUUUUCACCGAUCCCGGAGCUUCCCAAGAUACCGGAAAGCAACGGGACCAGGUCUGAAGUUAGUGCAUCUCCUGUUGUCUUCAUCGAAGCGCCCGAGAUUGUCAUCGAGAACUCUGAUGAAGGCCUAUCCAAGGAAGAUGAACAAGCCACGCCCACUGUCCGGCACAGUCCGGAGGUCGAGAGCCAAAGAGUCACCUUCAAAGAAGACAUUCUUUCGGAAACUAACAGUUUGUGCAAGUCUUCGUCGUCGAACAUUGACAAAAAGGACAACGAUGUCGCCUCUUCGGAAAAGAGACAUUUGUUCGUUAAAGAACCACAGGGGAGAAGGACAUCUUUGCUCAAAGCUCCCAAGUUCUUGAAGUCUCCUUUUGGGUCCACCUUAUCACUCGCUGAUUUAGGUAGGUCAGAAGAAGACGUCAGCGAAAUGGGGGAGGAAACGAAACCUGGUAAGAAAAAGAAAAAGAAAAAAGUCAAGACGCAGUUGGAGGAGAUUCCCAAAAGACAACCCACCACAGAAGCCGAAAGGCAAAAACGUAGAAUAGCAAAGGCCAAGGAGCGACGUGCUACUCUCAUACUGGGACUCAUAAUGGCUUCCUUCAUACUUGCAUGGUUACCUUUCUUUGUGUUGUAUGUGCUAGAAGCACUGUGCAAAGCUUGUGACAUUGGCCCUACAGGAUUUGCAGUAGCAUUCUGGUUAGGCUACUGCAAUUCAGCAUUGAAUCCCAUUAUUUACACUAUUUUCAAUAGGGACUUUCGGAAAGCUUUCAGGAAGAUACUGUUCAAGUGAACCAUUCAUGUUGAAUAAGCGCAAUUUCCCAAUGUGUUCUGAACUCUUUAAGGUAGCGUCAAAAUAAAUAUGAACAAAAUGGCUGAAAUGCUAU